AUGCCUAGGAAAAAGCAGAAGAAGCAGGCGGCACAAACAGCGGACGACAGAGUAUCCCAACUGCCAAUACAUAUACUUCACCACAUACUCUGUUCUCUCUCUCAGAGAGAAGCUGUCAGGACUUGUCUACUCUCCAAACAAUGGCGCUACAUAGGAUCAACCCGCCCCAACCUCGAGUUUUCCUUCGGCAACACACAAGAAAAAUUUGUCUCCGUCGUCGACCAAACCCUACAAGGAUACUGUGAUCAAAACCUCUCCAUACACAAACUCCAUCUGGACUUAUCGAGCCCCGACUCACGACCGGUCAUCUCCCUUCUCGACAAAUGGAUUCCGAUGAAACCCGCCCUCAACAUAAAAGUGUUCAAACUCGACCUUCUUUCAUAUACUCAGGACCUCCCCCCAGCCGUCUUCUUAGCCGAGGCCCUCGAAGAACUACACCUUUGCAAAUGCAGGGUGAGCCCGGUGGUCGAGAGCGUGCGGCUUAAAAGUUUGCGCACGCUCAGCCUCGAACAGGUCCAAGUUGAUGGCGGCACUUUAGAGACGGUUAUGUUGGGCUGCCCUUUGCUCACGCGCCUGCUCCUUAAUUAUUGUUGGGAGUUGAGAAACGUUAGGCUGAGAUCGUCAGGGCUCAAGCACUUAGAAUUGUGUGAUUCCAACAGAAUCAAAGGGUGUAGCAUCGAAAUUGAUGUCCCGAAUCUCGAGACAGUCUUUAUCAAUGGCCCAUGGAUUUGGCGCCAAAGCACAUUCGCGUUCUCUGGUCUCACGAGUUUGUAUCUCUGUGAUGUGAUCCUGUCGAGCGAGUCGUUUGACCUUUUAUCGUCCGGCUGCUCGACUCUUGCAAGAUUGGCCCUAGAUAAUUGCUCUGGUUUCGAGGAAUUUCAUCUUGCUAGUGAUUCGGUGAAGUUUUUGCGCAUCUGGACCACAGAAGUAUUGCUAAAAGGAGUUAGAAUUUGUGCCCCGAACAUUGUCAGUUUCCAAUUCAUUGCCCGUAUUUCCCAGGCGCCGGACACAUUCUCUUUCACGACCACUAAUUCCAAGGAGUGGUCCUCAAAAGUAUUCUUCUCUUCACAUGAGGAUGAUCCCGAUUUAGACCUCAAUUCAUGGUUACUUAAGCUGAGACGAGUGUUAAAGGCAGUAAGUGGGUCUCGGAUUUCUCUGUUUUUGCAGAUGGAAGUCGGCCUUCAGGGCGUGCCCUGUAAUGCUGCUAUCGCUGAUGAGCCGCCUGUGGUGGUGCAGACAUUGAAAUUUGGUACUUGUAAAUGUCGUACGGCUGAUUGGUACAUGGUGUUUAUGAAUGGCUUGUUUCGCGUUUGUCGACCGAGUUACUUAUGGGGUUGUAGGCUCAUGAACAAGUCGGACGGGAACUACGGGCUCUCGGAGUUUCAGUUAAACAUCUUGCUUGCAAAGCGGAAAGUCAGGACCACUACCGAUCAAAAAAGAAAGAAAGUCAGGACCAAGCCCUACUUUUGGAGGCACGAUUUGGAGCAAGUGUCUGUGGGAACUCUCGACGGGCAACAAUGGCAGCUCAUAAGGUGGAAGAAGCUGGGGGUCUUGCAAAAACGAACACAAGACAAGAAGACUUGCUUUAUAUUGAAAUGGAGAAGUUAG
This is a messenger RNA of Striga hermonthica, 1608 nucleotides long. Lineage: Eukaryota; Viridiplantae; Streptophyta; Magnoliopsida; Lamiales; Orobanchaceae. The record is from the annotation of a GenBank genome assembly.